CAAUCAAUGUGUUGCAAAACCGUGGAAGAAGAGAAAGCCACCGGAAGUUUACAAAUAGCAACCCAGUAAGCUAAUAGUUAGCUAACAUUUUUUUGUUUUGAUCAACUGUUAAAAACUAUCGGUUUUAACGAAGAAAGAAGAAGGAUGGUUUGUGAAAAAUGCGAGAAGAAGCUGGGCAGGGUUAUUACCCCCGACACCUGGAAGGACGGAGCACGGAACACAACAGAAAGUGGCGGUCGUAAGCUAAAUGAAAACAAGAUGCUGACUUCAAAGAAAGCCAGGUUCGACCCCUACAGCAAGUCGGGAUUUGCUAUCUGCAGGAUCUGCAAGAGCUCUGUUCAUCAGUCUGGAUCACACUACUGCCAGGGCUGUGCUUACAAGAAAGGAAUUUGUGCCAUGUGUGGAAAAAAGGUUUUGGACACCAAGAACUACAAACAGACAUCUGUGUGAGUGUAUGCUGAUCAGAGAACAGUUCUACAAGAAUAAAUAGCAGAUGCCACGUUAGAAAAUCAAACGUUAGUCAGUUGGUUCCAUAACGUUCUGUAAUAGAAAAUUGUAACUCUUUAUUGUUGUUCCAUUUCAGUUAAACUGAGAUUUUAUUUUUAAAAUGGCAUGUUUUAACCUUACAGAAUGUUCAGUGGUCACACACAUGCAGACACACAACAUUAUUAGUUAUAACUAUCAGUUGUUGACAGUUUAAGCUUCCAGAUUAUUUGUAUAUUUUCAAUUCAGCUACACUUGUAUUUGGAUGGUUUGUUUUAGAUAUUGCUGCUUGUAACCUGUCAAUUAUUGUGUAUUUAAGUGAAUAAAACAAAUCAAUAUAAUAAUAA
Messenger RNA from Betta splendens (Siamese fighting fish), 830 nucleotides. It is a transcript of the gene cript, whose product is annotated as cysteine-rich PDZ-binding protein. Gene Ontology annotation, cellular component: dendrite. Gene Ontology annotation, molecular function: PDZ domain binding; microtubule binding. The record is from RefSeq and is a predicted model, not a curated record. Gene Ontology annotation, biological process: cytoplasmic microtubule organization. Bases 145 to 450 code for a protein of 101 amino acids. The transcript is spliced from 5 exons. NCBI's taxonomy places the organism in Eukaryota, Metazoa, Chordata, Actinopteri, Anabantiformes, Osphronemidae.